AAGACAGUAGUAUCAAUCCAAAAAAUGGAAGAGUCAAUAUGACAAUUUUGAUUGAGGAUAUCAACGAUAAUACACCCGUCUUCGAAAAAUCUAAUUACAAAGCGGUCGUUUCCGAAUCCAGCCCAAUAGGAUUCACACUUGCAACUGUUAAAGCAACCGACAGCGAUGGCACAUUCCCGAACAAUGAAGUUGUAUAUACAUUUACUGGCGGAAACACAAACGAUGCUUUUAGAAUCGACUCAACAACUGGUAACAUUGCAAUAGCGAAGCAACUUGAUGGAUACAAUAUCACCCCACAGUAUGAACUGAUCAUUCUUGGCGUAGACGGAGGUACCGACCCUUCUCCGCUGACAGGAACAACCACAAUGCUUGUAAAAAUCUUCGACG
Molecule: messenger RNA, 387 nt
Organism: Ruditapes philippinarum (Manila clam)
Lineage: Eukaryota; Metazoa; Mollusca; Bivalvia; Venerida; Veneridae
Product: cadherin EGF LAG seven-pass G-type receptor 2-like
Biological process (GO): homophilic cell-cell adhesion; multicellular organism development; adherens junction organization
Cellular component (GO): plasma membrane; catenin complex; adherens junction
Molecular function (GO): calcium ion binding; cadherin binding
Source: RefSeq, a predicted model, not a curated record